CAAUCACUCCCUCGCAGCCGCCACUGGCAUCGCCGUCAUGCCGCUGUCCCCUACCACUGGUCCCUACGACGUUUCUACACUCACUCUAGAGAUACCACUGUCCUCACCUCGCGACUUCCACGCCGACUCAUACCGCUCAAACCCCUCAUCGUCGCACUCUGCGCCAGCUUUCCGGCUACAGACAGUCUUGCUCACCCUAUUCUACCCCAUCGAUGGACCCAAGACCUCCGCUGGCCACCAUGGGCUCGCCAAGGGUACACUGCCUUGGCUCACCACUCCCCGCUUGAAGAGCAUCGAAGGUCUCCUCAAGUAUGCCGGCGUGUCCAAGUACUUCGCUCUACCAGCGAUUCUUCCAGCUUACCAGGUUCUUCUUGCGAAGCUCCCCUUCUACCAGAAUGCACCUCUUGCAAAGGCCGAAAGCCCGCGCAAGUGGCCGACUGCUCUCUUCUCGCAUGGACUUGGAGGUACUGCCGUGACAUACUCUUCGUACCUUGCGUCCUUGGCAUCUCAAGGCGUAGUCGUGGCAGCUGUAGAACACAGAGAUGGCACCUGCCCCGCUACGUCCAUUCGCACGCGAGCAGAGGAUGGCAAAAAGGUACACGAGCACAGUCUACUGUACUUCAAGGAUGAGGAAGUCAAGACGCCAUCAGCUCCGGGUGGCAAGUGGGACUUCAGACAGGCCCAGCUCGAGUUCAGGCGAGCCGAGCUGCACGAGCUGCUGCGAUUGGUCAAGGAGCUCAAUUCCGGCCAAGGAGAAGCUCUUACCGCUGCCUCUACAAGGGGAGGCCCGGAACUUGCCAAUGCUGAUUUGUCCUCAUGGCAGGGCAAGCUGGACGUAGACGAUGGACUGUUGCUCCUGGGCCACUCCUUUGGUGGCGCCACAGUUCUGACCGAUCAGCUGUCAACCGACGCAAUCGAAGGUCCAGUCGAUGGCUCUGGCACAAAGAUCAAGGCCAAGCUAGCCAUCUUGCUCGACCCUUGGCUUGAGCCUCUGCCCAUCGCCCUCGACAACACGCCUGCAUCGAAUACUCGCACGCCGUUCCUCACCAUCAAUUCGCAGGGAUUCACAGUCUGGAAGCCCCACUUUGACAGGCUGAAGAGGCUGAUCGCAUCCUCGACACCUACCUCGGCAGCUAAGCAAGACGCGGAUCGCCCUUCCAGCACCCUCCUCACGCUGACUGGCUGCAAGCAUACGGACUUUUCAGACUUCCCAUUUCUGAUCCCUCGCCUCUUUGCAUCUAGUGUCGAGCCCUUGAGAUGUCUCAGGAUCUUCUCUGAGCUCAGUAGAAGAGCAAUCGAUGAUGAGACCAUCUGGGAUGGUCAGUCAGUAGGUACUGUGAAGCUAAGCGAGGGUGAGGACGUCAAUAUUAGAUGGGAAACGGACAGUGAGGCGGGAGGAAGCAAGGAAAUGGGCGAGCCUGGAGUCUUGGUACAGCAUCGCCUUUAGUGAGCAAGAGCAGCAAGAACGGGUGCGAAAUACGCGCUGCAUAGAUAGCAUACCAUCAUCAGACAUCAGUAGACUUCAUCAGACGAACAAUGUACAUUACGCAUCAUCAUAUCAUCGACUCGUGCCGCGCCACUUUACAAUGGUCUCAUCCUACGCAUGUACCAUUUCUAAUCUACAAUGUGGAUCUGCCACUCAUGCGACGACUGCCUUCUUGUAGCCUUCGAAGUCAUAGUCGAUGCCAGCC
This is a messenger RNA of Microstroma glucosiphilum, 1691 nucleotides long. RefSeq lists its product as hypothetical. Gene Ontology annotation, molecular function: 1-alkyl-2-acetylglycerophosphocholine esterase activity. Bases 38 to 1447 code for a protein of 469 amino acids. The transcript has a single exon. Lineage: Eukaryota; Fungi; Basidiomycota; Exobasidiomycetes; Microstromatales; Microstromataceae. The record is from RefSeq and is a predicted model, not a curated record.